This is a messenger RNA of Ramularia collo-cygni, 3576 nucleotides long. Its product is annotated as related to Pre-mRNA-processing ATP-dependent RNA helicase prp5. The record is from RefSeq and is a predicted model, not a curated record. The transcript is spliced from 3 exons. Lineage: Eukaryota; Fungi; Ascomycota; Dothideomycetes; Mycosphaerellales; Mycosphaerellaceae. Gene Ontology annotation, molecular function: ATP binding; RNA binding; RNA helicase activity. The coding region runs from base 1 to 3576 and encodes 1191 amino acids.
AUGGCCCGCUCACCACCGCGUAGGAGAGACGACGAACAUCGUCGCGACGACCGGAGACACCGUCGAUCGGACAGCCGUGAGGUGCGCUACGAUGAUCGCGACCGCGGAGGACAUGGACGGCGCCGCGAUGGGGAUCGUGAUCGUGAGCAUGGCGGCCGCCGCGAAUAUCGCAACGACGACCGCGACCGCGAUCGGCACAGAGACAGGGAGAGGGAGAGGGAACGAGAUAGGGACAGACGCCCGACGKACCGAGAUCGUGACCGUCGGGGUCCUCGGCGUGACGGAGACAGAGAUCGAGAAAGAGACAUAUCGUUGGUGAGAAGCAGCGGACGUCGGAGCACUCGUGGUGAAGAGCGUGACAACGAUGACUACGGUAACCCUGACAGAAACGGCAAACGUCGACGCGAAGCAAGCCAUCCGGCGCGAAGCGAGAAUGGAUCUCGUCCACCCUCUUCGCGGGCCAGCAUUGCGCCCGUUGAGCAGCAAUCAAAUGAGCCGAGCGCCGCUGAGAAGGCGGAAAUGGAAAAGCGGGCUGCAAAGGUCGCGGCCUGGAAAGAAAAGAUGCUAGCUCAGAAAGCUGCCAAGCAGGCAGGUGCUGCUCCAGACAAAGCUGAAGGAUCACCUCUGGUGUCCCAAGCUCAGACAGGAGAGGCGUCUCCCUCACCCGCGCCGACUCCAGCUCCGGCGCUAGCCGAGAUCUCUACCAAGCCUCGAGCAGCAUUUGACCCAAAGGAAAUUAAGAAGCGUACCGAAGAGAAGGUCGCGAAGAUGAAGGGCGAUAAUCUACCGCUCGGAGUUGAUGCCUCUAUUCCGCAUGUYAAAAGUUUGAUGAGGCCUCCCACUACAGCUGUCAAACCAGCCCCAAGAGCGGCCGUGGCGAUUGGCGAUGCUAAAAUGACGGGAUUCGGGCUCAACAAAGCCUCCGGCGAGAAGGGGCCAGACAAGUCCACGAUCAAAUCCUCGGCUACUCUCGACGAUGAUGAGGACGUUCAGCGCAAGUUUAGAAAGCUCCCUGACCUCCCUCAGUCAGCGAUUGGUGGUACUGACACUGUCGAGGAGUAUGACGAUCAGGAUAACCAGGACGACCACGAUCAUGACCUCCGCAGCGAUGAAGAAGAAGCUGAAGCAGCUCGUGAAGCCGCACAGAAACGUGCAGAGGACGCCCAAGCCGAGCAGCAACAAGAUGUUGAGAUGGAGAAUGCUGACGAGCCCAUCGCACCUGCGGCUGUAACAAACCCCACAGAGGGCGGAGGCAUGGAUGUCGAUGAAGAGGAAAUMGAUCCUCUCGAUGCGUUCAUGAGCAAUCUUGAUCAAGAUAUCGAGGCUGAAGCGCCUCUUAAACUCAACGGUAAGCGCGCAAACCGCGAAAAGCAGCUGUUCGAUGACGAGGACGGGCCCGCUUUGGAAGCGGUUGGCGAAGAUCCAGAAGACUUGUUGAACAACCCCAAACACAAGCGUAAGGACAUUCCAGAUGUUGAUCACGCGAAGGUGGAAUAUGAACCUAUCCGAAAGAGCUUCUACAGCCAGUCAAUUGAGAUCAGCGAAAUGGAAGACGAAGAAGUGGAUAAGUUGCGAGCCGAAUUGGACAACAUUACUGUUCGUGGUGUUGAUCCUCCUAGACCGAUUACAAAAUGGUCUCAGUGUGGUUUCGGCGCUCAGGUUCUGGACGUGAUUCGCGAUCAAAAAUUUGAGAACCCUACGGCUAUUCAGUCUCAAGCUCUGCCAGCCCUGAUGUCAGGGAGGGAUACCAUUGGAAUUGCCAAGACUGGCUCUGGAAAGACUUUGGCUUUCAUCCUGCCAAUGUUCCGACACAUCAAGGAUCAGCGCCYGGUUGCCAAUCUUGAAGGUCCGAUUGGAAUGAUCAUGGCCCCAACUCGCGAGCUUGCCGUCCAGAUUCACCGCGAGUGCAAGCCGUAUCUAAAAGCACUCGGUCUUCGUGGUGUAUGCGCUUAUGGCGGCGCACCCAUCAAGGAUCAGAUCGCCGAGCUGAAGCGUGGAGCAGAGGUCAUUGUAUGUACCCCCGGUCGCAUGAUCGAUCUGCUAGCUGCCAAUGCCGGCCGAGUGACUAAUCUGCGCCGUGUGAGUUACGUUGUCUUGGAUGAAGCCGAUCGUAUGUUUGACAUGGGCUUCGAACCACAAAUCAACAAGAUUCUCGGUAAUGUUCGUCCUGACCGACAGACGGUCCUCUUUUCCGCCACGUUCCCCAAGAAGAUGGAGUCACUUGCACGCAAGGCACUGACCAAACCUAUUGAGAUCCUUGUCGGUGGUCGCAGCGUUGUUGCGGCGGAGAUCACACAAGUCAUCGAGGUCCGCGCUGAGAAGACCAAAUUCCAUCGAGUUCUUGAGUUGCUUGGAGAAUUGUACGAGAGUGAUGAGGAUGCUCGCUCACUCAUCUUCGUAGACAGGCAAGAGAGCGCCGAUAAUCUACUGAAGGAGCUCGGGAUCAAAGGCUACCCAAGCGUUUCGGUACACGGUGGAAGAGAGCAAAUCGAUCGUGAUCAAGCAAUUGUCGAUUUCAAGAACGGCUCGAUUCCAAUCAUGGUUGCGACGUCUGUUGCGGCGCGUGGUUUGGAUGUGAAGCAGCUCAAGCUGGUCAUCAACUACGACUGCCCUAAUCAUGGAGAGGACUACGUGCACCGCGCCGGCCGCACUGGUCGCGCCGGCAACACUGGCACUGCCGUCACUUUUGUUACUCCUGAUCAAGAGAAGUAUGCAGGAUUCCUCAUGCGUGCACUAGAAGAUAGCAAGCAGGAAGUUCCCGGCGUGCUCGAGGACAUGGCUGCCGAGCACAAGAAGAAGGUCGCUGCGGGAGAGGCUAGCAAGUCGGGCUCUGGGUUCGGUGGCCAUGGUGUCGAGAAAUUCGAUGCCGCUCGCGCUGUCGAACGUGCGCAUCUCAAGAGCCAGUACAAGAUUGAAGGCGAGCCAGACGAUGAAGAGGAAAAGAAGGACAAGGACAAGAAAGAGAGCAACGUCGAGCAACUCAUUGCCAAGGCUUCCGGAAUUGUCAAAGCUUCUGACGCACCACCAUCAGAGUCAGCUCCCGCACCUGUGGCUCCUACUGGCAUCCGCGAAGACCUCGCCGCGCAUUUGGACCGAGCUAUGCAGGUCCAGAAGGCUGAAGUUGUAGCUGCACCAGCACCCGGGCUCAACAAUGCCGCCGCUCGAGCUGCUGCCGCCGCGGCUGCUAUCAACAGUCGGAUUGGCGCCAAAGGAGCUACAAGACCAGGCGCUCCCGCCGACAAUCGCGGCCCCGACGCCGGUGCCUUCCACGCCACGCUCGAGAUCAACGAUUUCCCUCAAAAAGCCCGCUGGGCCACGACGAAUCGCACCAACGUUGCAAAGAUUCUCGAGGCCACCGGGACCUCCAUCACUACAAAAGGUAAUUACGUCGCUCCUGGCAAAGAGCCUGUUGAUGGUGAGCCCAAACUGUACAUUCUUGUCGAAGGCGAUACGGAGAUUGCGGUGGCUUCCGCUAUGAGGGAGCUCACGACUCAUUUGAGGGAGGGGACUUUGCUCGCGCAGGAGACAGAGGCGAGGGGUGGUGCAGGUGGUCCCGGACGCUACCGUGUUGUUUGA